Alnus glutinosa is the source of this 593-nucleotide messenger RNA. Its product is annotated as small ribosomal subunit protein eS21y-like. Gene Ontology annotation, cellular component: cytosolic small ribosomal subunit; ribosome. The record is from RefSeq and is a predicted model, not a curated record. Gene Ontology annotation, molecular function: structural constituent of ribosome. Lineage: Eukaryota; Viridiplantae; Streptophyta; Magnoliopsida; Fagales; Betulaceae. The transcript has 4 exons. The coding region runs from base 181 to 426 and encodes 81 amino acids. Gene Ontology annotation, biological process: endonucleolytic cleavage in ITS1 to separate SSU-rRNA from 5.8S rRNA and LSU-rRNA from tricistronic rRNA transcript (SSU-rRNA, 5.8S rRNA, LSU-rRNA); endonucleolytic cleavage to generate mature 3'-end of SSU-rRNA from (SSU-rRNA, 5.8S rRNA, LSU-rRNA); translation.
UUUUUUUUUGAAGAAAAGGAGCUUAAUUAAUUCUAGGGCUUUUUUAUUUAUUUAUUUAUUUUAGCUUAAUUCUAGGGUCUAGGGCUUUAAAAAUCCCUACUCAAGCUCUCACAUCUUCACUCGCCGCCGUGUACUCCCUCCAAUUAACUGAUUAGUAAGUGUUUGAACGCACAAACCAAGAUGCAGAACGAAGAGGGAGUUAUCACCGAGCUUUACAUUCCCAGAAAAUGUUCUGCCACCAACCGGCUGAUUACUGCAAAGGACCAUGCCUCUGUUCAGAUUAACGUUGGGCAUUUGGAUGAGAACGGCAUAUUCAAUGGCCAUUUCUCCACCUUUGCUCUAUGCGGAUACAUCCGUGCUCAGGGAGAUGCUGACAGUGGACUGGAUCGUCUUUGGCAGAAGAAGAGAGCUGUCUUACAACAGUAAGGCUAGGGCAAGAGAAUCUAGUUAAUUUUUGUUUUUGAAAUUUUGUUCAAGGGUAAUAUGUAGACAUGAACUUUAAGCAAGAUUUGCCUGGUGUGUUACUAACUGUCGUGAAAGCUGCUUUUGCUCACUUAUCUUCGACUUCAAUGGGACAGAUUUUUUCGUUCUGA